GCGGAACUGGUCGGAGCAGGAUGUCAAGGACAUGGCGCGUCCUGAAGACCGAGAGCGCACCACAGUCCCGACUCCUUGUCAAGGCCGCACUUGAAGCUUCGGGCUAUGCCAUCCAUCUGACAGAUCUGAGCAGAGUAUGGGGCGAGACCUUGACCAAGCGUGAGAUAGUGCGGCGAGCGAUCAAAGAAGACUGCAGUAUCGAUCCAAGCGAAGGUGAUGACCAGUAUAAGAUCCUUCUUGAGAAGAUCGAUCAGGCUUUGAGUGAGCGAGACGCUGGCACAUGUAGUGUGAAACCAGGUACUGCAGAAAACGACAGCGUUUUACUGACACUCUUCGCUCCACUGCCAGCUCCAUUACACGAGUUCAAUUGGGCGGUUGACCUGAAGCUCCUACCGGUAGAGCACGUAGCAUCUGAGCUUGUAACGCCACUGCUCCAACAUGCCUGGACUUUGCGUGGUCAGAUCCAACAGUUGAUUCACGCGCUUGGAGACAAGGAUCGCAUCAUUUCGAAGAUCACAGAUAGACUGGAGACUUCCGGGAACGAUCUUACCACGGUGUUCCCGGGAGUAUCCAACAUUAAACUCUCACGCAAGAAGUCACAACGAGAGCAGUUGGCACGACAUGUCAAAGGCUUGGCAGACUUUGAUGAGGCUGGGUGGCAGGACCAUCAGCCAGCCAACAGCAGUCACGAAAGGCUUGACGACCAAGCGUUGAACAAUGUUCUUGCGGGACUAUCUGCUACCGUUUCAGACGAGCUGGGAGACAGUAAUGGUGCCGAUUGGUGGCGGAGAGCGGACGAGAAUCAGCCAAAGUCACCAAGACCAGCUCAGGGUGAGGUGAACUACCCGCACGAUGGUGGCGUAAACGCCUCAGCGUUAGGUGGUGUCCGGUCCGCUAGUGGCAAUCUGGAUGUACAGGAAGACCAAGAUGACAGCGAUUUUCAGAGGCAAUCAACUCCACCGUCUGUGAAGCAUGAAGGCCACGCGGAUGCUAUGGCUGCAAGUGCGACAUCCAGCACGAAGAAGCCGCCAAUCAACGUCGGCCCAGACGACGAGAGCACAGAAGAUGAGGAUGAUCUUGAUGCGCCAAGCAACAGAGCCACGCGUUCUCAGCACGGCGGGUUCUCGCAUCACCCGUCUCAAUCCAGCGGCAACAACAAUGCCGCCGCCGCACUGCUUCACCGCGACCAUACAAGCAGCGAACGUUCACCGCAGCCCACACCGUCCAAGCAGGGCAACCCAGACCACCGUGACACGCCCAGUAGCAAACCCAAGCCUAAGCUCGGUACCAUUGGCGGCAGAGGCAAACCCUCCGUCACUCCGGAGCCUAAUGCUACAGAACAAGCAGCCGUUGCAUCUCCAUCCCGACCGCGCAGUAAGCUCGGCACAAUUGGCGGCAAGAAUAAGGCUACGAGCUCCGCAGCCGCGACGCCAGCACCCGACAUCCCAGCGCAGCAGUCGCCGCCCGCAAAGAGCCAUAAGCUCGGUAUAAUCGGCGGAAAGAAGGCCAACAGUGACAGCGCUGGCUCUCGACAUGACUCCCAACAACACUCGGAUAGGGACGGACAGCCGUCUCCACCAAGGCAGCCGCGGGCAAGCGAGCGACGAGGGACCAAGGAGCCUACGCCUCCGCGCGAAACGUCGCAGGAACGGGCCGAUAGGAAGCGAGCGGAGCUCAAGCGGCAGAUAGAUGAAAGAGCGAAGGCGCCGGUAAAGAAGAAGCGGAAAUUUUAGAAGUACUUGCCGAUAUCCCAAAACUAUUUUCUUGCCGUUUCAGCAAAUCAUCGCUCUCUUAGCAGCUAAUGGUCCUUAAUGAGGCUGGGAAAAGCCCGCGCAGUGAAGCAAUGGUAGGACUUGGUACAGUCAUCCCCGU
Molecule: messenger RNA, 1872 nt
Organism: Baudoinia panamericana UAMH 10762
Lineage: Eukaryota; Fungi; Ascomycota; Dothideomycetes; Mycosphaerellales; Teratosphaeriaceae
Exons: 1
Coding region: 21-1733 (570 amino acids)
Biological process (GO): double-strand break repair via nonhomologous end joining
Cellular component (GO): nucleus; DNA ligase IV complex
Molecular function (GO): DNA end binding
Source: RefSeq, a predicted model, not a curated record